UAAGCGAAAAAAAACAAGAAUACGCUUAAUUGCAUCGUAAUACAGGAAGUAGACCUAUUUUGUUUCAGCAAUGGUAUUUCUAAAUAUUCUGAACUUUAUCAGAUCUUUUCAUGGCACGAUUUACAAAUUUAGUUUGUUUAAUCUAAUUUUCUAGACCCUAAAUAAUAGACUAUCUGUAUUGUAAGUUAUUCUACGCAGUAUAAAUAAUCAUCUUCAGUAUUCCACAUAGCUACGGUAAAAACACACCAUCCUUUUCAAAAGUUUAUUUGGGGUUUAAAAUUGACAUCAGCGAAAGAUUUGUUAGUAUUAUUAGAUCUAGAGAUCUAGAUCUAGUAUCAUCUAGAUCUAUAGAUUCUAGCCAUUCUAGGUAUAGAUCUAUCUAAAUAUAGGCCUAUUCACUUUACACAUAGAUCUAAUUUUAAAAAGUCUACAUAAAUUCUGGAAAUUUCAAUUGAGGGUGUGGUAUUUGAGGACCAUCUCACGUUCUUACACCUUUUGAGAGCUUUAUAUUUGUAUUGCCGCAAAAUAAAGUUUAGCAGGAGUAUAGUAGGCCUACGUUGACUUUAUGGAGGAAGGUUUACUGGGAAUAAACAGAUGACCAUUGUAGUUCUGUGUUUCUUUCUUGGGAGCUUCUUUCUGAAUCCUAUGCUGGUUUGUGCAGGUGAAUACCGUUCGGCCACCUUAGGGCACCAUUAUAUAUUAUCUCUCCCAAGUGUACCGGAGAAUGAACAUAGCCAGGUUGUUUUCUACCUUGUAACGUUUAUAACCCGUGAUUUUAAAGUAAAGCUUACGACUGAAGGCUACAAAGAUGGCCCCAGUCUCGACUUAGAACUUGAGUUGGACGCCAAAAUACUAACAUCCCAUGUAUUGGCACGCAAAUACUACUUUCACCACGACACAGGACCCAAGUGGGUCUUCCGAUUUCAAGGACUCUCAGAUUUUGGCUUGACGGUCUUGCUGCAAGCAAACUCCGAUUCGGUGGCUACCUUCAUAGCUCUUCCAGACUCAAGUUGGGGAAAGGAGUAUUUCGCUGUCACUUUAGAGACGUCUCCUUUUAUUUUGAUCAUGACCAGUGGAAACUCAACCUUGGUGAAAGUUAAACUCAGGAUAAGCGCAUUGAGGGGGCGUGUAAAUCUGAACCUUAAUUAUCAGGGAGUCAAUUACAAGGACGGCGACUCUUGGACUAUUAUUUUAAAUAGAUUCGAAGCCUUUGAAAUUUCAGAAUGUUCAAAACCAGAAGAACGAGGAAAUUUAUCAGGUUCAAAGAUCACUGCACAACGACCCGUCGGAGUUAUCUCAGGAAGUUGCACUUCUGCCGCGUAUGAACCGGAUACAAAGUGUGACCUUGAACCUAAUGAGCCUAACACCGACUUUUCAGCAGAGAUGAUUGUUCCAUUGGGUGUUUUCGAUAUGUCUUACACCGCCCCCACUUCUCACGAGCGUAAGAUCCAGGGACUCACCUUGAUAAUCUCAUCAAAUAAGAAGAGUAAUAUAAUUUAUUACACAAACCCGCUUGGAAUCACCAGUUCUAGUAGAAUUGAUUCAGAAGAACCAACGUAUAAGUCUAACCUGGUCAACAUUAGAGGAACAAAGCCUUUUCUUAUGUACAACAUUCAGCUCAGCGCGUGCUCGAAGGACGGCCCUGGUGAGAAGGAACACGAGCUUGGAGGCCCCAGCUUAAGUGUGGUGAUCCCUUCCGAGCUUUAUCACUCAGAGUAUAUCACUUGCACUCCUUACGUGAAGGGUGCACUCCAUUACAUCAUACUGGCCACCAAGAGUUCCCAUACGGAGACAAUAGAAAUUGACGAAGACCCUAUACCUCACUAUGCGAAGUAUGUCUCCGUCCUAAACACAGUUGAUGAUGUCGUGGGCAGUGUCAACAUCACAGCGGGCAUUCAUAUAGUGCACUCUGAAAGGGGACAUGCGUUCGGGUGCUAUGUGUACGGACACGGCUUUCACUUCUCCUACAUGCACGCAGCUGGGUAUAAAAGUAAGAAUAUUGACCAGACAUGUAUUAGGCCAGUUGUGAAAAUGCAGCCAGAAGAUAACAUCGAUAAUGACUGUGAUGGAAGAGUGGACGAAGAGAGGAAGGAUAACCAAGAUAACGAUGGUGACGGAGAAAUCGAUGAAGAUUUGAAAAGCCCAAACGCAACAGAGACCACAAGUACAACAAAAAAAGCAAAAGCUAAAUCGUCGGAUAAAUUGCCUAAAGGGCGUUGGCUUAAGUGGAGUAGCUGGAAAUGUACUUUCAAUUGCAACGACACGAGACUAAUUCGAACAAGAGUUUGCGCACCCACCCUUUCGAGCAAAACACCAAUUUGUCAAGGGAAAUCACUGGAGUUCAAACCUGGAGUUUGCUAUUAUCGACAGACCUGUCCGGCUGCCUGUCCGGACUACACCUGGGGAGCUGAUUGUAGGCUAACGUGUAAAUAUUGCUUGGAACCAUGCAAUAAAUUUGAUGGAUCAUGCAGUGGAUGCAUACCUGGGUUUAAAAACCCAAAUGCUGGAUGCAGAUACCAAUGCGAUAAAUUUUAUUUUGGCACCAACUGUACUGGUAGCUGCAUUACAGAGUGUGGAGGGGAUUGUUAUGAAAGAAUUACUGGAUCUUGCUAUACUUCAGGUCUGCCAUUGCUGAUUAUUUUUACAGUAACCACAUUACUGAUCCCUUGCUGUUGCUGCAGAAAUUUUAGGAGUUCAGAGAAGAAAACAGAUGAGGAAGGCGCCACAUCGUCUGCUUGUCAUGAUCAUUAGUGGGCAGUUGGUUUCCUGCCUAAAGAAGGGACCAUACAGUCUACUCAUCAAGCUGUUCCUUACUUAACUUUAAACAUGCAGGAUUCAGGAAUGGGAUAAAAUUGAACACCUUUCAAAUAGAUCUAUACCUUAGCAAUUUUUAGGGCUAUGCUUAUAAAUGUAGGACUAAACUGACAUAGGCCUACGU
This is a messenger RNA of Biomphalaria glabrata, 2938 nucleotides long. RefSeq lists its product as uncharacterized. Lineage: Eukaryota; Metazoa; Mollusca; Gastropoda; Planorbidae. The record is from RefSeq and is a predicted model, not a curated record. The transcript is spliced from 21 exons. Bases 595 to 2751 code for a protein of 718 amino acids.